AUGUUAAUUUGUUACUCGUACCCUCGCUACGAACGGUCGCUAUUUCCCACGCCUCCUGUCCCCCUCCGUCACCGUCAAAGGCAGAGACCAGGACAAGGACGAAGACGAAGACGCCCCGUCGUUCCCCUCCGCCCCUCUAGCUCCAACACCCCGAGCUGCCCGGGCAGCUCGCCUUCAAGACAACCCAUCGAAUCGCCCUCGCCCCCUCCUGACUCGGUCCUACCCUCUUGCGAAGUCGACGACGAUCCCGCCUUCUCCUUCUCCGCCUCCGUGGCCGACACUCAGCCCGCCUCGAGCCUCCCCCCACGUCUCCAAAAUCAGAACAGUUAUUUUGCCUCGGCCGACUACGCUUCAUCAGCUGCCUCAAGCCCCUGUGCUUCUGCCUACGCCGACCUUUCCAUCGAAAGUGACCGUGGCGGCGACGAGACUGGCUCGGCCCGAACCUUGGCCAGAAGCCAGUCUCCCUUGCGUCUCUCUCACCGAGCUAUCAUGAAUGGCGAUGCCGACCUACCUCAACGUUCCUCAUCGCCUUUGAAACGACGUGCUUCCAGUAUGGAUCCCGAGAACGAAGCGGAUAGAACCCGGGAUGUCGACAUGGGCUCAUCACAGGUUAACGAGUCUGUCGAGGGUCCAUCUCAGCCAUCGUCUGCAGCCACCUUGCCUCGAGCCAUGAGUGUUGAUGUGCCUGAGCCUGCCGCGCCCUCGGCAGACGAUACUUCCCUGUCUCAACCUGUCCCCUCGUUGCAAGAACAGAUUAAGAUCAUUGAGACCCUUUUGAAAGCCUUUCGAGAUUCACAACCAAAGGAAGGGGAUAAAGCCUACCUUGUAUCGAAUGCCUGGGUUGAAAAAGCACUUGCGUUGCGUGGCGACUUAAAAGACACCCACGAGAACGAUUCUGCAUCAAACCCCCUUGGACCUGUAGACAACUCGGACAUUAUUGAAGAAAUUGUCACAGAGCCUACUGGCAAUGAAUUCAUUCGUCUCAAACAGGGAACCAACGAGAAUGAGUUCACGCUCUUCCCCGAGGACGCUUGGAAGAUGGUUGUAGAAUGGUACGGUGUAAAGGAUGGCCAAAACGCUAUUGUUCGAACUGCGAUCAACACAGCUGAACAUGGUGACGUCCCUGUCAUUCAGUUUGAAUUUCACCCUCCAGUUUUUACAGUUCAUCGCCUGUGGUCGACUCUCAGUCCACUGCCCAUCGAGCAGUCACUUAAAGCCAGGAACCCCCCUCCUUACAAAUUCGCCAGAAGCCGUAAAUACCAUGCUCAAACUUUCAUCAAAGAGUUAAAGACGGCCACUGGUGUUCCGAUGGACCAAAAAAUUCGUCUGUUCACUGUGCCCGAGGUUCAGCAGAUCGCUGGCCCCUCAGAACCGUCCCGGGCACUCACUCCUCCGGAUUCUCCAGGCCGAGGCGAGAGCAGCGGCGAGUCUGCAGAUUCUUGGUCUAAACUUCUCCUGGAUAUUGCUUCAUUUGAACGCGUUCGCGACACCAAGACACAAUGUACUUUGGACGACAAGACCAUUCAACCGAACUUUAACGGUGGAUCGUCGUUGUCUUUGUUUAAUUUGGUCACCGACCAAACUCUUGUUAUUGAUGAGGCGAUCGAAAAGGUGUCCUGGGUCAGUACAUACACUGGAAAGAGCCCGCCGAAUGGGCUGGCCAUUCCUACUAGAAGCGGCAUGGCAUCAUCCAAUGUGAGCGGCCGAAGUAGCCCUGCUCCUGGUGGUGUGCUGACACGAGGUCGAAUGGGAAAGAAAUCCGGUCGCAGCAUCGGUGUCGUUGGUCUGCAGAACUUGGGGAAUACCUGUUACAUGAACUCGGCCCUCCAGUGCGUCCGAAGUGUCGAGGAGUUGACAAAGUACUUUCUGACGGAUGAGUUUGUCGAUGAGGUCAAUAAGACCAACCCUCUAGGAUACAACGGAAAAGUUGCCACGACAUAUGGACACUUACUCAAGGAGAUAUACUCGGAAAAUAGGGGUUCUGUAACUCCAAGAGAUUUUAAGAACACCAUUGGUCGGUGUCGGUCAACCUUCUCUGGCUAUGGCCAACAGGACUCUCAAGAAUUCCUUGGAUUUCUGUUGGAUGCCCUUCAAGAAGAUCUGAGCCGUGUCAAGAAGAAGCCUUACAUUGAGAAGCCAGACUCCACCGACGACAUGAUCAACAAUCCAGAAGCUAUAAAGGAGAUGGCAGAUAAGGUGUGGGAUAUCACUCGAUGCCGAGACGACUCUGUCAUCGCCGACCUCUUCACGGGUUUGUACAAAUCAACCCUUAAAUGCCCUGAAUGCGGCAAGAUCAGCAUCACGUUUGACCCUUUUAACAACUUGACACUCCCCAUACCUGUUGAAGACGUCUGGACGGCUAAGAUCAAAUUCCUGCCUCUCAACGAUGCCCCCGUCAUGAUAGAGGUUGAACUGCCUAAACACAGCGCUAUUGAGCAGCUCAAGCAAUUUAUCUCCAUCCGCACAGGUAUUCCACCGGAAAGAUUGAUUGGUGGCGAAGAGUAUAAGGAUAGGUUUUUCAAAAUCUACGAAAACACCAACGAUGUCAGCGAAGAGAUUAACAAGAGUGAUGUCGCUACUUUCCACGAGUUGGAUGCCACUCCUACUAAUUGGCCACACAAGACCAAGAAGCCUCGUUCAAUGUUGGACGUGGACACUCCUCUUGAGACCGAGAACUGGGAUGAUUCGCGGUAUGAGCAAAUGGUAGUACCUGUAUUCCACCGCAUUUCGUCAACUUACGGACGUGGUCGAGAGGGCGUCGCUCCUCCCAGUUUCAUUUGCUUCACUAAGGAGGAAGCUUCUGAUAUCGACCUCAUUCGACGCAAGGUCCUGGAGAAGGUCGCUACCUUUUCAACCUGGUCCAAGCUAAGAGACGUCACAGAAGAAACCUCAGACAAUGCCGAUGGAGAAGUCGUCAUUUCGGUUUCGGACGCGGACUCGUCAGGCGACAGUAAGGUUAUCGCUACCUCGGUUGAAAGUGAGGACGAUAUCGUGGACGUGCACAUGAAGGAUGACAGCGACCCUCUUCCCCAUCAACCCCAGAUCUUGAAGCGAUUCAACACAACCCGACCAAAGUUCGCCAAGCCAGAUAGCUUCCUGGACCCUGAGCUUGAAAAUCUCUUCGAGCUUUGCUAUUUCACGGAUAAAUCUUGUACUGGUCAUGUGCCUACAGGCUGGUCUCAUGUUGAUCACCAUCAACUUCUGCCCAAACUAGCAGACCGAAUUCCCCAGUCUACACCUGAAGGUGAAGAUACCGGUAGUCGCGAUGACGAAAGCAGCACACCCUCUAUCAACGAGGAUGCGAGUAGCACCGAUGAGAGUAUGAAGGCUGAGGUCACACAGACCCGAAUGGCUGAGGAAUCUAGCGAAGAAGACGCUCAAAAAGCUCCACGCAAAUUCAACGGGCGGCCGUCUAAGAUGGGACCUCAUGGACGACGUGGCAAGAUGAAGGGCCAGAAAUACGGCAAGAAGGCCAACAACAAGCGCCGAGAACGCAUCCAGAACAAGAAAAAUAAGGCGGCUUCUGUCAAGCCACAGCCACAGCCUCCUGCAGUUGCUGAUGGUGGCCCUCUUAUUCGCCUUGGCGAAGGCCUUGUCGUGGAUUGGAACGAUGAAGCUUGGGAGAAGGCAUUUGGUGGCUCUUCGAAGACGUCUGAAGAACAAGGAGCACCUACUUACCUGACACUCGAGACACUCAACGACACAGCCCUCAAGAUUGUUCAAAGAAGGAGAAAGCAUCGUCGCACCCAAGGUAUCACACUGGACGAGUGCUUGGACGAAUUCGAAAGAGCUGAAGUCCUCUCUGAGCAAGACAUGUGGUACUGUCCCCGCUGCAAGGAGCAUCGACGAGCCAGCAAGAAGUUUGAUCUAUGGAAAUCACCAGAUAUUCUUGUAGCCCACCUCAAGCGAUUCAGCAGCUCUGGAUACCGCCGAGAUAAGCUGGACGUCAUGGUCGAUUUCCCCAUAGAAGGCCUUGACCUCACUUCCAGGGUCAUCCAGAAAGAAGAUGGCAAGGACGAGAUUUAUGACUUGAUUGCUGUCGACGACCAUUAUGGGGGUCUCGGCGGAGGUCAUUACACUGCCUAUGCCAAGAACUUUGUUGAUGGGCGUUGGUACAAUUACAACGAUUCUUCAGCAUCUCCAGUAUCUGAUCCUGCAUCCUGCAUUACAUCGGCUGCUUAUCUGCUUUUCUACCGCCGCCGCUCAAGCACCCCUUUGGGAGGAUCGCGGUUCGGAGUCAUCUCUGAGAAGUACAGGAACAGCGAAGAGAACUCCGAAGUAGAAGACGCUGAGGCGGGGGAAGGUCAGCGUCUCGGCGAGGGUUCAUCCCUGGUUGGGUUGUCGAGCGUUGGGAUCGCAGCCGCAGCAACUCGCCUUCCGACCGGUGGUUCGGAUAGAGUCACUGUUACUUCCUACCCUGGCCCAGACGAUGACGAAGAUGAACUCCCACCCUAUGGGGGUGCCGAGGACGAAGGCGUCGAUGUCAAAGAGGGAUAUCAACAGCUGGACAACAGGCAGUCAAUGAACCUUACCCAGACUUGGGACUUCACGGGACUGGUCGAUAGCGGCGCCGAGGACUCGACGGGUGCUGACAUCGGCUCUGACGAUGUUCAGUUGGACUCAUCAGCGGACGAACGCGGCUUCAGUCAGUCUGAUGAACCUGAUAUGGCCAUGACGGGACACGACCUCAUGGAUGUUGACCGUGUGACCCCAGCAUCCCACACUCUCCCAGAUAUUGAUAAUGCUACGGGUGAUCACAAAGCGGUGAUUGACGUACCAACGGCAGGUAGCGAUCGAGAUUCAAGCGAAGUGGCUGAAAUUCAUCUUGAAAACGAAAAGGGAACGAAGGCCGAAUAGGGUGGCUAUCCGAAGUUGAAGAACAAGCGGCCUUGGGUCAUAAUGACAUAUGGCAGUCGAUACUGUCGAAACACGAGAAAACGGCGACAUGAGAAUGAGAUGACGACCUGGUACAAACCAACAUGUGCAAAACAUGCUGAGAGAGCUGUAGAUAGAAAGAAACGGUGUGUGGAAUAGAUGGUAUAUAUCUACUAUCCUUCCUUAUGUAACUAGCUCACAUUGGGCUGAAGGGUAGAGAAUGGCGUUCGGUAUGAUUCUGUUUGCAUCAAGCAUGUUCAGUUGAACGGGCCUGAGAAGGUCGUUGAGACAUAUGGUUUAUACGAGUAGCUCAAGCAGAACAAUGGAUAGUUUAUACCAAGA
Messenger RNA from Fusarium graminearum PH-1, 5217 nucleotides. RefSeq lists its product as uncharacterized. The transcript is spliced from 6 exons. Bases 1 to 4857 code for a protein of 1618 amino acids. Gene Ontology annotation, biological process: protein deubiquitination. The record is from RefSeq and is a predicted model, not a curated record. Lineage: Eukaryota; Fungi; Ascomycota; Sordariomycetes; Hypocreales; Nectriaceae. Gene Ontology annotation, molecular function: cysteine-type deubiquitinase activity.